GAGAGAGAGAGAGGUAGAGAGCACAAUCAAGCUGCUUCUCUGGCCUGCCAUUCAUUAAGAGAGAGAGAGAGAGCAAGCUCUCCAUAAGCCCCUCGUCAAAGUCCUCUAAAUGAAGAACCCAUGCCCCAGCUCGAUAAGGAUAGUGUUUCAGGCCAAGACUUAUGCAAAGGUCUUAAGGGCCAUUGUCAAGGCCAAAACCAUGGUCUCAACAUUCAUCAAGCAAAGGAAGAAAAUGAAGAGAGAUGUUAGGGUCCACUCCAACUGGUCCAUUGUGGACACAAGUAGUGAAGAAAAGGCAGAGGAGGUUCAUGACAGUGGAAGAGAGAUGCUUGACUACGACCCAUCAUGGAGCUCGGUUUUCUUUGCCGGUCAUGAGCCCGAAAGUAAGCCGGAACAUAUACCGGGAAAUGAAUUUGCGGCUGCUUCAGAGGUAGAAGAAAUUGACAGGUUAGCUGAAAAGUUCAUAGCUACAUUUCAUGAGAAGUUCAGGCUUGAGAAGCAAGAGUCUUACAGGAGAUAUCAGGACAUGCUGGCUAGGAGCAUUUAGAAGGAUCAAUGGAUAUGAAGAAGCAGAAGAUAAUUUUUAUUAUGGUUCUUUUCUUUCACCUCUCUCUCU
Molecule: messenger RNA, 616 nt
Organism: Amborella trichopoda
Lineage: Eukaryota; Viridiplantae; Streptophyta; Magnoliopsida; Amborellales; Amborellaceae
Source: RefSeq, a predicted model, not a curated record